CCUUUCGCCUCACCAAGAGCCAAUCCGCACCUCGCGCAUCUCCCGGCCACCUCGCCCUGAUCCGGUUCCCAAAUCCUUCACCUUCGUCGCCGUCCUCUCCUCCGAGCCAAAUCGAUCGAAGCGAAGCCGUGAUCCUGUCCAUGCGCGGAGCGUGGUAGCCUCGUCCCUUGGGGGAUCAUCUCGCCGUCGCCUCCCUCCCUUCGCCGCCGUUUCUGGUCGCCGGGAUCAGCCGAGUUGGAUCUCGAGGCAUAAAACAGCGUUGCGGGCGUCCGGCGAGGAUACGAUGCCUGCGGUGCUCGCCGCGUUCGCCAGCCUCCGCGCGGCAGCAGCCAUCGCCUCCGGAAACUCGUCCUUCCCCUGCUCCCACCGCCUCAAGCAUCGUUUUAGUAGUAAUUUUAGUAGUAGUAGUAGUAGUAAUUGUCUUUGACCUUUGCCUUCCCCUCGUCGCACACGCCCCUCAGUCCUUACCUCGUGUUGUUUGAGGUUUCGGUCUCGAUCUGGUUGUGCUCGAUUCGAGGCUUGUUUGGUCGUGCGGGUUCCGUGCUCGAUCUCGCGCGCUUCCCGGUUUGUCGGAAUUUGGUGUCUGGGUCCGAUCUGCAGGUUCGAAAGGAAAGCAAUUUGGGGUGUUGGUCGUGGUGAUCGCCGUUCUUACAAGGAAAGAGAAACUUCUCUUUGUAAUUUGGGAUUAAGCUUGUGGAUGGGCGAGCCUUUGGCAGACUUCAGUGCUGAAUGUGUUAGCAGCAGCUCAUGUCUCUGCUGCAACACCUCUGAAAAGCCAGGUUGUGAGCACAGCUAUGCUUGCUGGAAAGAUGGGCAAGAUGAUUUGGUGGUUGAGGAAAUUGGAAUGGCUCUUACUGAAGUGAUGCAAGCCUAUGGUAAUGAGGACAACGAUGAAGGAUCAGAUCUGGAUGAAGAUUCUAGCGAUGCUGACAACGAUGACCCAGUUCUUUCUAUGGAAUCUGAUUCAACUGAUGAUUUAGUGGAUAUUGACUCUGAAUUGGUCAUAUCACCAGCCUCUCCAAGUGGUGAUGCAUCGGAAUCAUCAAUUAGUAAAUCAGUUGAUGACAAGUCUUCAAUUCAUGGCAUUCCAAGGUUGGUUUCUGCAAUGAAGGGAACCCGUGCAAAGCAGGGAAUCAUGACAAAGUUGAGUGUUUCAUGGGCUCCUGAUGUAUAUGAUCCUCCUGUGACUUCUGCCUCACAUACAGUGAGAGGGCACCAGAGGAGUUCAAGGAAGGGCCACUACAAAUACAAGCCCUCCAAGAGCAGCAGUAGCAGCAGUCGCAGUAGCAGUGGCAGCAAAAAGGACAAGAAGCAUUCUCGCCAUAGUAGCAGCAUCAGCAGCAGCAGCAAAAAGGAUAGGACGCAUUCGCACCGCAGUGCCAGUAGUAGUGGCAGCAACAGAACUGAUACCAGUAGUUCUCAUUAUCGCAAGGCACACAGUGGUGGUGGGAUCAACAGCAGAACUGUGACUUGUGUUCCAGAAUCUGCUAAGGUAUCUCCAUUGGUGCUAGCUGAAAGUGCCGCACUGCCAGAGAUAGUUCCUGUACUCAAGACUAUGGAACCAAUCAAAUACGCUACCAGCUGCGGCAAGGAGAAGCCAUUUGCAUUGCUGUCACGCCAGUUUUCCCCGGCAAGGUAUAAGGGGAUGUUCUCCUUUUGGAGCCAAAACCAACUGGCUUCUUAAUCAUCAAUCGCUGCUAUGGGCUCAGUUGGGAGUCUUCGAUGCAAAUCAUUGUGGUAUCAGUGAGGCUCAUCCUUUUGGAUUGGUUCUCUUCGUUGCUCUGUUUAUUCUGCUUGUUUGUGAAACUUCAGAGAUCACGUUUUCGAAAAUUGUUGGGGGCAAAGUACCUGUAUGUUUGAGCUAUUAUUCUUUCCUCGAUCGUGUAACUUCUAUCUAUUUUUAUGUGUUCGCUUUUAUUUCAUUUCAGAUCAUGUUGUAUUAUUUGCACGUUAUUACAUUGUGGGGAUUGGUUCAGUUUUGUGUGUUUGGUUA
Messenger RNA from Setaria italica (foxtail millet), 1993 nucleotides. Its product is annotated as dentin sialophosphoprotein. The record is from RefSeq and is a predicted model, not a curated record. NCBI's taxonomy places the organism in Eukaryota, Viridiplantae, Streptophyta, Magnoliopsida, Poales, Poaceae. The coding region runs from base 698 to 1684 and encodes 328 amino acids. The transcript has 3 exons.